This is a messenger RNA of Talpa occidentalis (Iberian mole), 2047 nucleotides long. It is a transcript of the gene MID1IP1, whose product is annotated as MID1 interacting protein 1. Gene Ontology annotation, cellular component: cytosol. Gene Ontology annotation, biological process: regulation of lipid biosynthetic process. NCBI's taxonomy places the organism in Eukaryota, Metazoa, Chordata, Mammalia, Eulipotyphla, Talpidae. The transcript is spliced from 2 exons. Bases 558 to 1109 code for a protein of 183 amino acids. The record is from RefSeq and is a predicted model, not a curated record.
UUACUCGCGGUCAUCCCAGCCCGGGCCUUUUAUCUUGGCGCCGCCGGGGAGGCGGGAGGAGGAGACACCGGGGGUGGCCCUGAGUGCCGGCGACACCUUUUCGGGGCUCUAUAUAUUGAGCACCUGGGAUGGGUAGGGGGCCCACGCCACUACCGACGCCUGCAGCCACAGUCCGGCCACUGACCGCAGCCGCGCCCGCAGGCAGCCGCCGCCAGCUCCGGAAGCGCUGAGCUACCCAGCUGCGGGAGAUCUCGAGGCGCCAGGGGAGGUGGUUACCCCCGCCGCAUCUCUGCCCCGGUCCGGGCUCGACCCACCGGCCGUGCGCCGUCAUCGUGAUCUUCCGGACGCCGGAGCCAGAAGCCGCGCGUCCCGCGGGGCCCGGCUGCCGGAGAGCCGAGAGUGGGCGAGGGCGGAGGAGGAGCCGGGAAUCCCGCCGCACCGGCUGUAGCCAGGCCCCGGGCGCGGGCCUCCGAGAGCGCGUGAAGGCGGGCACUCCUCGGCCCGGUCGGCCAUCCCCGUGCCCUGUGCUCCGGUGCUCCGGCGCCCGUGUGGUCACCAUGAUGCAAAUCUGCGACACCUACAACCAGAAGCACUCGCUCUUCAACGCCAUGAACCGAUUCAUCGGCGCCGUGAACAACAUGGACCAGACGGUGAUGGUGCCCAGCCUGCUGCGCGACGUGCCCCUGGCCGAGCCCGGGCUGGACAACGACGUCGGGGUGGAGGUCGGCGGCAGUGGCGGCUGCCUGGAGGAGCGCACGCCUACGGCCCCCGGCCCAGGCAGCGGCACCGGCAGCUUUUUCGCGCCCUCCCGGGACAUGUACAGCCACUACGUGCUGCUCAAGUCCAUCCGCAACGACAUCGAGUGGGGGGUCCUGCACCAACCGCCACCGCCGGCGGGGAGCGAGGAAGGCAGCGCCUGGAAGUCCAAGGACAUCCUCGUGGACCUGAGCCACCUGGAGGGCGCGGACGCCGGCGAGGAGGACCUGGAAGAGCAGUUCCACUACCACCUGCGCGGGCUGCACACCGUGCUGUCCAAACUCACGCGCAAAGCCAACAUCCUCACCAACAGAUACAAGCAGGAGAUCGGCUUUGGCAACUGGGGCCACUGAGGGGGGACACCCGCGGCUGUCCAGCACCCCUCCGGGCCCCACCUCUCACCCUGUCUCUUUCUUCAAAGCUAUUUUCUUUCUGGCUGUAGGCGCGAUGGGCGGACUGCAAAGUCUGGGAGCUGCGUACACGCAGGGGGCGCAGGAGGGCUGCAUGGUGGUGGGGUAACUCAAGGCGAGGAAACCGGCGGCGGCAGAAGGGGGCUCAAGGACCUCCCGGAGGCGGGGCGGGGGCGAGAGACCUGCGUUCUAUGCUGGAAGGAAGGGGCCGGGCUCACGCCCUGCUUUCAGCCUGUGCCUUCCCUGGAGUUUCUUUUCUGUUCUCUGUGGCGGAGAAGGGCCGAGAAGGGGCCGUGCCAGGGCGCAACGCCGGGUUGCCACACUGGGGAGUGCCGCCCUGAGCUGGGCGCUGAGGGAGGCGGGGCGUGCAGCCUCCAGCCGCCCUGCCGUUGGGCUGGUGGAGGCCUCGGCGUUGCUAGGAUUGCAUCAGUUUUCCUGUUUGCACACUAUUCUUUUUUGUAACAGUGGCCCUGUCUUAAGUAUUUUGUACCUCCUCCUUGCUCUGAAACUUUGGCGAUUCCUUUGUGAUAAGCGCACAAGCAGCACUGUCUGUGGGUAACCGGUACUACUUUAUUAAUGAUUUUCUGUUACACUGUAUAGUUGUCCUGUGGCACCCUUACCCCAGCCCUUUCAUGCCCCCACCCAUGUGUGUAAAUCGGCACUGUGCCAGCUUGUAUGAAGCUUGCCACUCAGCCGUUGAAAAUAAUAGCAUUAUUAUGAGAAAGUGGACUUAUCCGAAAUGGAACCAACUGACAUUCUAUUCGUGUUGUACGUAGAAUGAUGAAGGGUUCCACUGUUGUUAUAUGUCUGAAAUUUAUUUAAAACUUUUUUAACCCAGAUGUAGACUAUAUUCUAAAAAAUAAAAAAGCAAAUGUGUUAAC